Ostertagia ostertagi is the source of this 771-nucleotide messenger RNA. Lineage: Eukaryota; Metazoa; Nematoda; Chromadorea; Rhabditida; Trichostrongylidae. The record is from the annotation of a GenBank genome assembly.
AUGGAUGUUCCCUCAACAUCUCAUACCGGUCCUGAUGAUCUCGAGGACGGAGCGUUAGCGAUAUACACUGAGAUGGCAUGGAUGGAAAAGAAAUUGGAUCAUGAACGUGGGCUAGAUCAUCUAGCCAGAAACAAAGUGCCAGUAAUCCAAUACCUUCCUCCUUAUUUCAAGGAUGAAAAUAUGAUGUGUCCUCCACAGAACGAAGAAGCAAAGCACAAACUCCAGUACACCACUUUCGAUCCACUAACUAAGGAAGAUAAGAAAUGGCAGUGGCGGAAAAUUGCCGAGAUCUUACCACGACAUAGUUCGACAGCCAUUUACGAACGUUAUCAUUCAUUGCUGUCUGCGAAAAUGAGGCUCUGCUCAGCAAGACUUAUUGGUUAUCCAACAGAGUAUAGAUCUGCGAUUAAUAGAUCUGUGCAUAAAGCCAGGCGAGAUGUGUUCAAAGGGACACGCUCCGCGGCCACGCUUCGUUAUAAGUGGUUAAAUGAACAGUGCCCCCGAUGGAACAGCGGUCCAUGGACAAAGGAGGAACUGGGAAAGCUAAAGGAGCUCAGAGAAGAUCCAUCAUUCACAUCAUGGGCUGUUGUUGCCAAGAAAUUACAAACACAGCGAUCUCCUUAUCAAUGUUUCGAAAGGUACAGAAGCGACAUGUAUCGAGCGGCAAAGGAUUGGACCAAGGAAGAAGAUGACCGUCUCAUUGCUUUGGUGAAAAGUGAUGACCGUCAAUGGAGUAGUUCAGUGGGACAAAGGUUGGAUAAACACGAAUGA